AAGUUUCCGCGGCGGCAGCGGCGGCUGCGGGACUCCGAGCAGAAGCCGGGGAAGCGGGCCGUGCGCGGCUCGGGCUCGACGGAGGGCACCGGCGAGGAGGACGAGGAGGUCUCCGGCCGCAGCCGAGCGGCGCCGAGAAAGUAUGGCUGAGGAGGAGGCGCCUAAGAAGUCCCGGGCCGCCACGGGCGGCGCGAGCUGGGAACUUUGUGCCGGGGCGCCCCCGGCUCGGCCGGCAGAGGAGGGGAGCGGGGACGCGCGCAGCCACCGCCGCCCCCCGGCUGAUCCCGGGCACUGGGCGCGCCAGCUGCUGCUCCUGCUCUGGCUGCUGGAGGCCCCGCUACUGCUGGGGGUCCGCGCGCAGGCGGCGGGCCAAGGGCCCGGGCCGGGGCAGCCACCCCCGCCGCCGCCGCCGCCCCAGCAGCAGCAGGGCGCGCAGCAGUACAACGGUGAGCGGGGCAUCUCCAUCCCGGACCACGGGUACUGCCAGCCCAUUUCCAUCCCGCUGUGCACGGACAUCGCGUACAACCAGACCAUCAUGCCCAACCUGCUGGGCCACACGAACCAGGAGGACGCGGGCCUCGAAGUGCACCAGUUCUACCCGCUGGUGAAGGUGCAGUGCUCCGCCGAGCUCAAAUUCUUCCUGUGCUCUAUGUACGCGCCUGUGUGCACAGUGCUGGAGCAGGCGCUGCCGCCCUGCCGCUCCCUGUGCGAGCGUGCGCGCCAGGGCUGCGAGGCGCUCAUGAACAAGUUCGGCUUCCAGUGGCCCGACACGCUCAAGUGCGAGAAGUUCCCCGUGCACGGCGCCGGGGAGCUGUGCGUGGGCCAGAACACGUCCGACAAAGGCACCCCGACCCCCUCGCUGCUGCCGGAGUUCUGGACUAGCAACCCCCAGCACGGCGGGGGACACCGCGGCGGCUUCGCGGGGGGCGCCGGCCCGGCUGACCGCGGCAAAUUCUCGUGCCCGCGCGCCCUUAAGGUACCUUCCUACCUCAACUACCACUUCCUGGGGGAGAAGGACUGCGGCGCGCCCUGCGAGCCCACCAAGGUGUACGGGCUCAUGUACUUCGGGCCGGAGGAGCUGCGUUUCUCGCGCACCUGGAUCGGCAUCUGGUCGGUGCUGUGCUGCGCGUCCACGCUCUUCACGGUGCUCACCUACCUGGUGGACAUGCGGCGCUUCAGUUACCCGGAGCGGCCCAUCAUCUUUUUGUCCGGCUGCUAUACGGCGGUGGCCGUGGCCUACAUCGCUGGCUUUCUGCUGGAGGACCGGGUGGUGUGUAACGACAAGUUCUCCGAGGACGGGGCGCGCACCGUGGCACAGGGCACCAAGAAGGAGGGCUGCACCAUCCUCUUCAUGAUGCUUUACUUCUUCAGCAUGGCCAGCUCCAUCUGGUGGGUGAUCCUGUCCCUCACCUGGUUCCUGGCGGCCGGCAUGAAAUGGGGCCAUGAGGCCAUCGAGGCCAAUUCGCAGUAUUUUCACUUGGCCGCCUGGGCCGUGCCUGCCAUCAAGACCAUCACCAUCCUUGCACUGGGCCAGGUGGACGGCGACGUGCUGAGCGGAGUGUGCUUUGUGGGGCUCAAUAACGUGGACGCGCUGCGGGGCUUCGUACUGGCUCCCCUCUUCGUGUACCUGUUCAUCGGCACGUCCUUCCUGCUGGCCGGCUUCGUGUCCCUCUUCCGUAUCCGCACUAUCAUGAAACACGACGGCACGAAGACCGAGAAGCUGGAGAAGCUCAUGGUGCGUAUUGGUGUGUUCAGCGUGCUCUACACGGUGCCGGCCACCAUUGUCAUUGCCUGUUACUUCUAUGAGCAGGCCUUCCGGGACCAGUGGGAGCGCAGCUGGGUGGCCCAGAGCUGCAAGAGUUAUGCUAUCCCUUGCCCUCACCUCCAGGGAGGUGGGGGCGCCCCACCGCACCCACCCAUGAGCCCCGACUUCACGGUCUUUAUGAUCAAAUACCUGAUGACGCUGAUUGUGGGCAUCACGUCGGGCUUCUGGAUCUGGUCCGGCAAGACCCUCAACUCCUGGAGGAAGUUCUACACGAGACUCACCAACAGCAAGCAGGGAGAGACCACCGUCUGAGGCCCCGCCUGGGUCCACUCCAGGUCCCGACCCCCCUCCUCCCAGAAGCCGGCCCCACUGGGAGCCCACCUGUGCCUGACAGCCCUAGGCUUCCUCUCUAGACCCUCACUUUCGCAGGCCCCUUCUACCCGCGCAGCCCUGAGCUUCCGCCCUUCCCGGGGCAAAGGACCGGAGGGUUCCACUGCAGGAGGGGUGUGGACCGGACCGCUGCUCUUGCCCACAUUCUGGUAUCAGGACUGUACGCUUUUAUGAUUGUAAAUAGCCUGUGUAAGAUUUUUGUAAGUAUAUUUGUAUUUAAAGACUACCGAUCACGCGUUUUCUUUGUUUUUAAGAUUUUAAUUAUUUAGGGUGAUUUAAUCAUUUGAGACUUUUCUCUCCUGCCCUUUUCGGAGGACUACAGAGAAGAUAAAACCGCGGCACCACAUAGUGCUCUUGCGCUUCCUUGUGCGCCCUGCCCUACGGGGAUGCAAGGCCCACAGCCCACAGUGUGGGGAGGGGUGUGCACGGCUUUGCUGGGGUCACUUCCCACCUCCUCCAUGUGCUCUGCCCCUCCUUUUUUCCUGGGAUGGGGGCUCUUAAGGUACACAACUCCAUAUUCUGAAUCCUGAGAUGGGCCUUCACCCAUUCCAGCGCCUUUCUUGUUUAGGGGUGGGGGACUGUCCUUUUGACUUCCCGAAGCUGAAUUUUAAAGCCCUUCCCCUGCCUUCAGAGGGGCCCGGGUGUGCAUUCCCACCCCAGCCCCCGACUCCUCCAAGGCCCAUUCCCUCCCUAUUUCCACCUAAAUUGGCUAGAGGCUGAGUGGGCCAACCCAUGCCAAACUUUUUUAAGUCUAAUUUUUGAUGGAUGAGCUCAUUUCAUUCUCUAGUGUCUAAAACCUGGUAUGGGUUUGGCCAGCGUCAUGGAAAGAUAUGGUUACUGAAUGGGGAAGCGGCCUGAAGCGUUGUGUGGGAUGGGAGAGACUGAAGAGGGGUUAUAAAAUGUUAAUUCUAAUUGCAUACUGAUGCCUGGCAACCUGCCUUGAAGAGUGAGACAGCUCAAGUUGAGAUUUCACCCUUCUGGAAACUGGAAACUAAAGGUCACCUGGAAAGCUUUGUGUGUGAAGGAAUUAAUCUUUGCUUUCCUUAGCAGGACAGCAGAACAUAAAAAAGACAGGAAAACUUGAAGGAGAUUUCAGUGUGAUGGGCAUCCUCAAAAAGAAGUGCUGUUGUCCUGUUUUUAAUCAGAUGAUAAUUAGACGUAUCAGAAACUGUAAAAUGUAAAAGUUGUACACUUUCAACUUAUGAUUAUUAUUCAGCAACACAUCUUGAGGGAGGAACAACAGUCCCCACCACUGACGAUAACCUGAUAGAAUUUCAGGAGGCUGAGGAGGUAGGAUAAUCAAUGGAGGUUAGUUCCUAAGAGAAGCAAGCAGAACGUGGGCCUGCAUGCUAACGGGAAACUGUGCAGUCUGCUACCCGAAAUCCUGUGUGUUUCUUUUUUGGAUUUACAAAAACCUGUCAAAUGUAAAUCUUGGAAGCCAUUUAAAAAUAUUCACUUUAGUUCUCAGAAAAAGAGAAGAACAAUCCUCUUGAUUGUAUUGUUUUAAACUUUAAGAGUUUAUCAAAAUGUCAGUACUUAAGAUCUAAAUUUAUCUAUAUCUGUCAUGCCCUAAAAUAGCAUUGGUCUUUGAAUUUGGUAUGCAUUUAUUCUGUUCACUAUCACAAGAUCAUCUAUAUUUAUAGAGGAAUAGAAGUUUAUAUAUAUAAAAUGCCUUAUUUUUAAUUUCGCAAAUAAAUCAAAGUUUUGUACAAAAUUAUAUGGUUUUUGUGUCUGAAAAUAAUAGAACUUGAACUGUCUUUGCAUUUUAUAGUGGCUCAUAGCCGUUCCUACCAUAUGAAAAUUUAGAAAUUCAAUGAAAGAUUCUAUCCUAAGAUGUUCGGUCCAGGCUUCUGAAGAAUAACACUAUUUGCGAUGGACAUUUGUGGAGUGCCAAAAAGAAAGAUCUGUUUUUGUAACAGUAGAAAACAGAAACCUACAAAUUAUUUCUUUAUUCAAAGAAGGUUAUUAAAGGAUAACUAAUUUUAAUAUUAAAGCUUUUUCUUUCAAGGAGUAAA
This is a messenger RNA of Cavia porcellus (domestic guinea pig), 4170 nucleotides long. It is a transcript of the gene Fzd1, whose product is annotated as frizzled class receptor 1. Gene Ontology annotation, cellular component: plasma membrane. Gene Ontology annotation, biological process: non-canonical Wnt signaling pathway; canonical Wnt signaling pathway. The coding region runs from base 143 to 2077 and encodes 644 amino acids. NCBI's taxonomy places the organism in Eukaryota, Metazoa, Chordata, Mammalia, Rodentia, Caviidae. Gene Ontology annotation, molecular function: Wnt-protein binding; Wnt receptor activity. The transcript has a single exon. The record is from RefSeq and is a predicted model, not a curated record.